Molecule: messenger RNA, 1746 nt
Organism: Effrenium voratum
Lineage: Eukaryota; Dinophyceae; Suessiales; Symbiodiniaceae
Source: the annotation of a GenBank genome assembly
AUGGCCUCGCAGUGCCGGCCGGACCACGGAUGCAGUGCGCCCAUGUGGGUGGUGAAGGUUGGCGACUUCCUUCAGUUCGACGAACUGCCAUGCCACGAGCAGCUGUUUGCCAGUGGUUUGCUGUGUCAGCGUCAGGAGGGCUUCUUCUGCAUAUUCGUGUCUCAUCAGUGGCUGGGUGUUACCCAUGCAGAUCCGAAAGGUGAGCAGCUUGCCGUCCUUCAGGCUGCUUUGCGGCAGCUCAUCGCAGGGAAGGACAUCCUGCCAGACGUCCUGGCCCAGUAUUAUGGCUCCAUGCCGCAAUUCAGCGAUUUUCACCGCCUGAAGGAGGCCUACGUUUGGAUGGACUGGCUCAGCGUUCCGCAGCAGGUGGAGCUCGGUUCCGUAGCGAAUGAGGAGGUUUCCGAGGUCUCGCCGGUCUCGACGUCGACGGCCUCGCCGACUUGCAGCGCUGCGAGUCAGGAGGACUUCAUCCAGAGCAUCCCGGAAUAUGUGGAGACAUCCGAUAUGUUCAUGGUGCUCACCCCGCAAUCCCGGCACGCCGUCACUGGAGCCAGCUGCAACUUUAGCAGUUGGUGCAGCAGGGGCUGGUGCCGACUUGAACUUUGGUGUAAGAUGCUCUCCAACGUGAAAAAACCAGCAGUCAUUGUCUUAUCUGCCGAUCACAUCCAGUUCGCCUCCUCCUUCUUUUGGAUUGACUACCCACCACAUGAAGGGGAGUUCUCCUAUGACUCGGAUCGAAGACCUGUCAGCCUGGUUGCCAAGAAGCUUCUCAGUGCCAAGCUGCGCUCCUUGCGCGCAUCUAAGAAGUGGGACCUUUUUCGCUAUUACAUGGCCAGGUAUGAAACUCUGCUGGGGAAGCCUUGGCAGAAGCGCACGCUUGAGGACUUCCGCAGGGACUUCAAGUUUGACUCGUUGGAUGUGCGGCGUGAGGCUAUGACCCCGUUGGCCUGCGCAGUUCUUUCUGGCGAUGCGGAGAUGGUGCGCGAGCUCUGCAAAAAGAAAUCUGAUGUGAACAAAUCGGCCGGAGCACUGUACGAAGUGUACAUUUACUUGCCCGUGUCGCCUCUGAUGCUUGCAGUGUUCCUUGGGCGCAAUCUUGAGGUAGCUACUGUGCUCUUGGAGCAGAAGGCAGAUUGCAAUGCCACCAACCCUUUCAAUAUGCAGGUCUUGAGCUAUUGUAGGUCGGAGGCCGCAGUUGAGCUUUUGAUCCAGCACCGGGCAGACGUGAAUCUGCAGAAGGCGCCGGAAAACUGCCCGCCCAUCUCCUGGGCGUGUUCCCUGGGUGCCCCCUCUGCGGUGAUCGCCCGCCUUCUGCACCAUGGCGCCCAGGUGAAUCCCACAAACCUCGGCUUCGCGAGCGGGCACCCUCUGGCAAGCGUGGCCCUCACAAAGUCCGUCAGUCCCUACGGCACCGAGGUGGUUGCCAUGCUCCUGGAUGCGAGGGCAGAUGCUAAUCGCCAAUAUCACGCCUCGGGCAUUUGGAGAGCCAGGGAGUUGGCGUGCAGGGCCAUUCUGAGACUCGGCGGGCGGAGGGUCCCGAGAGUCGUGCUCUGCUUCGCGGAGUGGUCGACGACUUCUUUAGGCUUUGCGUGCUUGAGCGGUGAUGUUGAACUGGUGGAAAUGCUCCUCGAGGCCAGCGCCGACCCUGAGAUUCCAAAUGAGCGUGGGCACACUCCUUUGCAGCUUGCACAGACCGAGGCGGUGGUAAAUGCCAUCCGUCACCACCAGACAACGUUUUCAAUUUGA